Molecule: messenger RNA, 3198 nt
Organism: Rhineura floridana
Lineage: Eukaryota; Metazoa; Chordata; Lepidosauria; Squamata; Rhineuridae
Gene: LAMP2
Product: lysosomal associated membrane protein 2
Exons: 9
Coding region: 88-1404 (438 amino acids)
Cellular component (GO): membrane
Source: RefSeq, a predicted model, not a curated record
CGCCGCCACUACUGCUGCUUGCACCUGCCUGCCUUCCUGCUGCUUCGUUCUGUGGUUCAGAAAGACGCCUCGCUGCUGCCGCCAGCCAUGGAGAUACGGUGCUCUGUUGCCGGUCGCCUCUUGGGUCCUCUCUGCUGCGGCCUCUUCCUUUUCGUACUUCUCUUGCUCGAAGGCUCCGCUGUUUUCCAGGCCUAUGCUGUGGAUGUAGAGGUGAGAGAUGACUCCAACGUGACAUGCCUGUAUGCAAAAUGGAUGAUGAACCUCUCAAUAAUAUAUGAAUCUGAACUUAAUGAAUAUAAAAGCACAGCUUUAAUGCUUCCUGAUUCCGUAAGCUAUGAUGGAAGCAGUUGUGGCAAUGAAGCAUCUGGUCCCGUGCUAGCAAUAGAGUUUGGAGAAGGUCAUUUGUGGAGUAUCAGCUUCACUAAAACAGAAAACACCUAUCAAGGAAGCAUCUCCUUCACCUACAAUACCAAUGAUACGGUGCUAUUCCCAGAUGCUAAAAGGAAAGGACAAAUUACCACCUUUGCGAACUAUCCGUCGCGUCCAAUUGAACUAGAUACAGUUUUCAUUUGUCAUAACGUGGACUCUGUUGAAGCCGACAAUGUUACACAAGACCUCUGGAAUGUUACUCUGCAGGCUUUUCUUAACGAGGGCUCCUUAAGUAACAUGAUGACUCAGUGUGAUAAAGACAUGGCACCCAGUGUGCCGGCUGCUCCUGUAACUGCCGCCAUCACAACCGAUGCCGAUUCCACCAACUCCACCACAGAGUCUAAUGCCAUAAGAACCUUCCCACCGCUUCCCACCCCUGAGCCAGGGGAGAAACCUGCCACAGGAAUUUAUUCUGUUAAAAAUGGUACCACAGACUGUCUUCUGGCAAGCAUGGGCCUGCAACUGAACAUCACAGGAAAGUAUUCUCUGCUCAUGAAUAUUGAUCCCAACACGACUACUGCAUCUGGUCACUGUGGCAGUACAACUGCUGUCCUCAAUCUGAAAGAUACCAACUGCGAGAUAGACUUCCUCUUUGCUGUCAGGAAUACAAGCUCUGAAAGGUUUUACCUGAAAGAGAUGAACAUCACUGUGUUUGAUUCUACAAAUGGUACACAGUUUUCUGGAAAUGACAAUCUCAGUUAUUGGGACACCUCCCUGGGCAAUUCGUACAUGUGCCGAAAAGAGGAAACUCUCGUAGUGGCUCCUUCCUAUAAAGUAAACGUCUUCGACUUAAAGAUCCAGCCAUUUGCUGUAAAAGAAGGCCAGUACUCCACAGCGCAAGAGUGCUUGCUGGACGAUGACACCAUUCUAAUCCCAGUUGUAGUUGGUGCUGCUCUGGCAGGCUUGAUUGUAAUUAUAGUGAUUGCUUAUGUAAUUGGCAGAAGAAAAAGCCAUGCUGGAUAUCAAACCUUGUAAAGUUUUGUUGCGACUUGUUUUCGGCUUUGGUUGUGGUUUUUAAAAAAGGGAAGCUCCCGAAUGGAAACCAGGCAGCAAAAAAAUCCACGAUUUCUCUCCUCCUUAAAACCGUGGAGAUGACCCCAAAAUAAAAACAUGACCAAGAAUGUUCCUCUUCUGCACAAAUACAUCAUAAAAUGUAUUGGGACUGACCAAUGGGCGUGGCAAACGCAAGCUGCGAAAAGUUUACCUUGCAAAUAUGUUUUUGUAUGUGGACUUUGUGUUGGAAAUGUACCUGUAGACAGACAAUAGUCCAAAAGGGAAUGACACUUACUUUGACAGAGCAAUAUGGGAAAUCUGGGGUCUGUACUUGCUGCCUUGUACAUCCUACCCUGGAAGUGUAACCUGGCUGCCUUAGCAACUGUAGCCUGGAAUCCUAGAACAUCUGCCAGGGGAGCCGCACAGGGCUUAACCAGCAAUCUUCCAGCUCAUAGCAUUCAACAAUAGACAUCUCUUCAUAGCCAUCUCAGGCCUAGCAAGCCCAAAUAAUACAUAAGCAAGGGUGUUAAAGCUUUUAUUGACUGGUACCAUUGCAACAGUAGCUUCUGAUAGCUGUGAAUCCUAAAUACUGUCUGAUUCUGCCUGAUCAGAUGGAAAACCAUCCUCAUCUGGGAGUGUAGUUUUGCCAUCUUGCCUUCCGCAGGAACUGUUCAUCUUGAUUUCUCUCGCAAAAAAAACCCCACUCACUGUUCAAGUGCCCUUAACUUGUACACCAAACGGCUGGGCUUGCUAUUAAAGGCUUUUGGUUCUGUUACAGCCAUUGAUUUGGUUUGAAGCUGUUAAAAUCUGUUUAUCCUGAUUCGUGUGUUAAAAUGAAAAAUGGGUUUAAAGAAUGUCUGUUGGCGAACAAUUGACUUCCAUACUUGGAUAUACAGCCACGCAUUUUAAAAAUAGGAUUGUUGGUUCACCAUACGCUUGAGGUGAGAUGCACAUAGCAAUAUGCUUCAGGUAGCAAGGACAGAAAACGUGACCAAGGAUAAAUUCCCUGCUGUACAUGUUGACUGCAAAGAACUGUACAGUACAAGUACUACUGCUCAGUUUCCAUUGUAUUCCAGUAAGGGAUCCACUUGCAUGAAAGAGCACGGAAGUAUGCUCUGCAGUAUGCAACCCUGCAAUGGCUGGCGCUCCAAAUGUGUGGAAUAGCUUACAAAAGUGAACCAUUUCUUCUAAGGCUUGAAUCCUCUAGCCUAGGUUAGACUUCCACUUCAACAAGGAUUAAUUCACUGUGCCUUUGUAGCUUAUUUUGUUUUCCUUAUUCUUAAAUUGCAGCAUGGAGCUUGCUAUUGCAUUUACUUGUGUUUCCUGCUCAAAACCUAAAUUGGCUUGUUAAAUCACCCUUGUAGGCUCUCUUUUCCUUGGCCUGUUGAUUUGAUGAUCAUGCAUGUGUGUUUGUGUUAACAUGUGUUGGCUUAACUGCAAUUGUCACAGCAACUGUCUUUGCGCAUGAGCCAUGGUAGAUAUUUAGGCCAGCUAUAGCUGCUCAAAAAUGAUGGCAAAAUGUGUUCUUUGAAGACCAAGGCAAAGUGUACACCUUCAUUUUGAAGGUAUGGAAAGGUUUCUGAGAAGCACAUGAUCUUUUCAAUUUAAAAUCUGUUUAGCUUCAGAGUAACUGGCUUGUGUUGAAACACUUGAACUUUAAUGUCUGCUUUAACCUGUGGAAGCCGUGCUAUCUUUUUCUAUCAUUGUAUUUCUAUGUAAGGGUGUGAUUGUCUGUGCACAAAAUGCCUGAAUAAAGACUUUUCUAUUCCUAAGGAA